This is a messenger RNA of Purpureocillium lilacinum, 825 nucleotides long. RefSeq lists its product as uncharacterized. NCBI's taxonomy places the organism in Eukaryota, Fungi, Ascomycota, Sordariomycetes, Hypocreales, Ophiocordycipitaceae. The record is from RefSeq and is a predicted model, not a curated record.
AUGGCCGAGUGGGGCAUCUUUCUUCCCUACUCCUCCCUCCUGGAUGGCUAUGUGCCGCCAGUGCCCAACAACAUGGAUGAGGUACGCGAGAGGAUGGCACGGCGGAGGGAUUCCGUCUCUCCGUCGCGAAUUUCGGAUGCCGACAUCGAAAAAUUCCGAUCCGAAAUUUAUUGGCUUGAGAACGAGAACGCCGUCAAGGCCCAAUGCCUCCCCUACUUCGAAGGGGACCUAACUCUCGAUGACAGCGUGUUUACUGAGAGGGAAACUGUUUUUAACAAUUUGAAGCACCUCACCGAUGGCAGCCUUGUGGCAUGCCAGCCGGAUCGUUGGUACGGCGAGUCCCGCAUUCCGGACGUCUUGAGAUCCGCCGGCGACUUGGCCAAGCAUAUCGUGCCCUCUACACAGGAGGGUCGUCCGGUUGUGCCCAACUUCUUUCUGGAGGUCAAGGGUGCCAGUGGAACGCUGCACGCCGCACGACGGCAAGCGUGUUACGACGGAGCGCUAGGAGCGAGGGCCAUAAGAAACCUGCAGGUCGCCGGGCAGUCGACGCCUCCUCCCCUCGACAACAUGGCUUACACCAUUGUUACCACGCUCCAAAACGGACACUUGGACCUGUUUACGUGUCACCCAGUCCCGCCGAGGGGUACAAAUACGGCGGACGGCUAUGUGAUGACAUACGUCUCCGCUUAUAGCCUUACAAGCCCCCGUGACUUCCGGCGGGGGGUCGCCGCCUACCGAAACCUGCGGGACUGGGCCGCAGAACAACGGCGCACAGCCGUAGAGGAAGCCCACAAACGACUGGCCCCGGACUCCAGCGCAAAGUGA